Messenger RNA from Achroia grisella, 1276 nucleotides. RefSeq names its product pancreatic triacylglycerol lipase-like. Gene Ontology annotation, biological process: lipid metabolic process. The record is from RefSeq and is a predicted model, not a curated record. NCBI's taxonomy places the organism in Eukaryota, Metazoa, Arthropoda, Insecta, Lepidoptera, Pyralidae. The transcript has 5 exons. Gene Ontology annotation, molecular function: lipase activity. The coding region runs from base 1 to 999 and encodes 332 amino acids.
AUGAAGGUCUUUGCGGUUUUUGUUGCGUCUAUAACAUUGUGUGCCGGGAAUGCCAUCCCUUUGGUUCCUGGUGACAACAGUCACUAUGUAGAGGGCGAAAGUCGCUACAUCUGGAUGCUGGAUGAAGACAGUGUACCGCAACUUGUUGAUUUGGCAGAGCCUGUGGAUGAGACUUUGGUGAAUUCUCGUAAUGAAGAUAGUAAUCAGUACUGGCUAUAUACCAGGUUGAAUCCUAACACCGCUCAAGUUUUAGUGAAUGGCAAUGCUAAUACUGUAUGGAACUCUAACUACGACGGCAGCAAACCUAUUAAAGUUAUUGCCCAUGGAUGGCAGGGCAGCGGAAACUCAGGAGUGAACUCUCUCGUCUCGUCUGCCUUUCUUGAAAUAGAAGAUGUUAAUAUCAUCGUAGUAGACUGGCGUGUAGUAGCCAAUAAUAAUUAUGUUAUUGCUGUUGUCGGUGUUCCAGGGGUAGGCCAAUACGUAGGAAAUUUCCUUGAAUGGCUUAUCAAUACAGCCGGUGGAAAUUGGAACAAUGUGCAUUUAAUUGGAUUCAGUUUAGGAGCCCAUGUCGUUGGCAGUGCCGGCCUACAGGCUGGGGGACAACCGGCUCGCGUUACUGGCUUGGACCCCGCAGGGCCGCUUUGGAUUGGAAAUCCGUCUGCACUAAAUAGCAGUAAUGGACAAUACGUUGAAGCUAUUCAUACUGAUGGUGGGCUUCAAGGAGUACUAAUUCCGAUCGGGGAUGCUGACUUCUAUCCCAAUAAUGGAAGACACCCUCAGCCUGGCUGCGCCACCAGCUCGUGCUCUCACGGCCGCGCACCACAACUGUUUGCAUCCAGUGUCCGCACUAAUCACUUGCAGGGCAGAUUAUGCGAAAGCUUUAACCAGGCACAAAAUGAGCAGUGUAAUGGCAGCAUUUUGAAUAUGGGCAAUGGCAUCGUUAGCAAGAGAGGUUCCGGUAUCUAUGGUCUGUCAACUGGAAGUUCGUGGCCUUAUUGAUUAAAAAAACAAUAGUGUGUUCAUCGUAACUUGUGUUUAAAUCGUCAUCAUGUUGAGCUGUAUACUACUGAUCCACUAUCUCUUUCAGACCUUUUACCAUGUUUUACUUCUACUUUUUGUAUCCAUUAAUGACUGCCAUAUAUUAGAGAAUAAAGUACAUUUAUGUAAUUGUAAAGCUUCUGUUCAUUAAUUAGCAUGCUUGAUAGGUCUCUUAAUUUUUAAGAAUGUGUAUAAGAAUAUUAUAUGACUUCAAAAAUCCAAUAAAGUUAUGACUGAA